This is a messenger RNA of Papaver somniferum (opium poppy), 1182 nucleotides long. Its product is annotated as cytochrome P450 94C1-like. The transcript has a single exon. The annotation marks the transcript as partial. The record is from RefSeq and is a predicted model, not a curated record. Gene Ontology annotation, molecular function: oxidoreductase activity, acting on paired donors, with incorporation or reduction of molecular oxygen; iron ion binding; heme binding. Lineage: Eukaryota; Viridiplantae; Streptophyta; Magnoliopsida; Ranunculales; Papaveraceae.
UCAUUCGGGUUAGAUCCGGGUUGUCUUGAAUUAGACAUGCCCAUGUCUGAAUUUGCUGUUGCUUUUGAUUUAUCAUCCAAAUUAUCAGCGGAGAGAGCUAUAUGUGUAUCACCAUUGAUAUGGAAAGUCAAGAGGUUGCUGAAUAUUGGGUCUGAGAAGGAAUUGAGAGGAGCCAUUAAAAUGGUUAAUCUUCUAGCUGAUGAAGUUAUUAAGCAGAGGAGAAAAUUGGGUUUUUCAUCAAACCAAGACUUGCUAUCAAGAUUCAUGGGUACGGUCAACGACGACACGUAUUUAAGAGACAUUGUCAUCAGUUUUGUUUUAGCCGGAAGGGAUACGGUCGCCGCCGCGUUGACUAGUUUCUUUUGGUUGUUAUCAAAUCAUAAGGAAAUUGAGUCGAGGAUACUGGAAGAGUCGAAUCGGGUUAUGGGUACGGAUCAAGAGUUGAAACCGAGUUAUGAACAAACAAGAGAAAUGCCUUACUUACAAGCUUGUUUAUAUGAGAGCAUGAGACUUUAUCCACCAGUACAGUUUGAUUCUAAGUUUGCUCUUGGAGAUGAUGUGUUUCCUGAUGGUACGUUUAUCCGGAAAGGUACACGGGUAACGUAUCACCCGUAUGCGAUGGGUCGGAUGGAACAAGUUUGGGGUUCGGAUUGUCUCGAGUACAAACCGGAAAGAUGGCUUCAAAAGGGUUUGUUCUCGCCAGAAAGUCUGUUUAAGUACCCGGUAUUUCAAGGGGGAGUAAGGGUUUGUUUAGGAAAAGAAAUGGCAUUAGUUGAAAUGAAAAAUGUUGCUCUUUCUUUGAUCAGAAGGUUUAAAAUCAUAGCAACUGAUGAAUCGUUAAAGAAACCGAAAUUUGCCCCGGGGUUAACGGCGACAGUUAACGGAGGUUUUCCGGUUAUGGUUAGCAAAAGAUGACCCGUUUUAUGAUAUGAGUCGGGUCGGGUUUGUGUAGGAUCAUGAUACCCACUAGCGAGCAUGUUAGCAAUUUUUAGAGUAAAAAGAAUAUAUAUAUUUACAGAUAAAAAUAGAUGUAUUAGGAGAGACCGUCGUGGGGACCCAAAGGCAUCCCUUGUUUUUUCUUUGGGUUGGUCUCUCGGGCUGUUUCUCCAUGGAGAAAUCUCUUUUAAGUUUUUUCGGGUGUGCCUAAAAUCAUUUAAUGUCUAAGAUUGGAUCUUAUGGAGA